UACAACUGUAACAGAUGGGCUGAAGAUAGAUGGUGUCCUGAAAGUACUCAGUACUGCUUGACAGUUCAUCUCUUCACGGACCAUGGGAAGAGUACGUCAGUCACCAAAAAAUGUGCCACUGGAGAGGAAUGCCACUUCGUAGGCUGCCACCACCACAGGGAAAGUGGCCACACGGAAUGUGUGUCCUGCUGCGAGGGCAUGAUUUGCAACGUAGAAAUACCAACCAACCACACCAACGCCGUGUUUGCCGUCUUGCACGCCCGGAGAACCUCAGAUGGCAGCAGGCGGAUGGUCAGCGUUGCCCUGCUCGUGUCGGUCCUGAUGGUCACCUUAUCGUGAUGCAUCAUCCUCCCAUGACAUCUUCCAGGGAGAGUCCACCUUUCUGCAGGCCGUAAGGAACCCUAAGGAGCUUGAUUCACUAUGUGCAAGGAGAAAUCACCGCUGCUCCUUAAUUACAUCAAAUUUAAGGGGACGGUGGAAAGACAAGUGUCCAACUCUUUGGAUAUUUCAGUGAAGAUACUUCAUAUGGCCUGCAGUAUUUUAAAAAUAUCCAACCACAGCCACCCACUGCUUGACUAAGCAGUGGGGUGAACUCAAAUAUAAUAAUUCACUGUUUUAUGAUGACAAUGCACAUACUCAACGUGGUUUUUGGACAGAGAAAAGUGUCUGUAGACAAUCGCUUUCCCAGGUGAGAUAAGAAGGAACUUUUUGAUGGACGAUGUGCCAAGAGGUAUCUGAAUGGAGACUGCUUUUAAACUGCUUUUUAUUGUGCAUAAAUAACAUGGAGUUUUGUGUCUUGAUCAACAGGUGUAUUUAAGCUUGUCGUUAGUUAUGGUUUUCAUAGAGAACACGUGUGGUUUUCAUAGAGAACAUAUAUGAGAGAAUUUUUUUUCUGUUUUGAUCAGAGCUAUAACUUCUGCUGGAAAUAAUGCAAAAUAAUACUUGUAUCUUUCUUUUCUGUAAAAAUGUGGCCUUGCACUCAGAUUUUAAAACAGUGUGAAAUUAUGUAGAAUUUCUGUCUAAAACUGAUGAACUGUUUGGGCACCUAAAUCAGAAUUCUCCCCCCAACAAAGGGAUUAUUUUCUUCCCAUAGAGUCCCACCUCAGCUGAAUCUUUGUGAUAUUGUUCAAAGUGGUGGUGAUACCAUGACUUCAAAAUUGCAGCUAUGGCCAAGCAGCCACAUUAUAACUAAGGAGAGGAGCCUUCUGUGUUCCCUUUAGAUUUGCAGAAGUUUCUCCCAGAAACAUUACUGUCCUUGAUGGAUCUUCAGCUCGUAAGUCAGCACUGGAGGAUGUCCCAGGCCUCUGGACAUCAUCGUUAUGUGGCUUUGCCACCCCUGUUUGAAAA
Messenger RNA from Calidris pugnax (ruff), 1347 nucleotides. RefSeq names its product ly6/PLAUR domain-containing protein 6B-like. The transcript has 3 exons. Gene Ontology annotation, molecular function: acetylcholine receptor regulator activity. NCBI's taxonomy places the organism in Eukaryota, Metazoa, Chordata, Aves, Charadriiformes, Scolopacidae. The annotation marks the transcript as partial. The record is from RefSeq and is a predicted model, not a curated record.